This is a messenger RNA of Drosophila novamexicana, 838 nucleotides long. Its product is annotated as cilia- and flagella-associated protein 299. The transcript is spliced from 3 exons. The record is from RefSeq and is a predicted model, not a curated record. NCBI's taxonomy places the organism in Eukaryota, Metazoa, Arthropoda, Insecta, Diptera, Drosophilidae. Bases 33 to 752 code for a protein of 239 amino acids.
ACGAAAGCAAAAAAAAAUAGAAAAGCAUCAAAAUGGGCGAGAAAAUGGUAGACUUUAGCGUACUGGACUAUGAUACCCAUGAGGAUUAUCUUAAGUCGUUUUCGACCAAAAAAGAUUAUCUAUAUUUGGGCAGUCAAAGGGUGGUCACUUCCCUUGCCAAAUUGGGAUAUCGCUCCACGAAGAUACCUUACGAUGAACCGGAAUUCCUGAGGCGGCACGAUUUGGCAAUGCAAGCGAUACGACCAAAAAUAAUGGGCAUUCAGCCCUUUAGUACAUUUAUGUCGCCAACCAAUAAGGAUCCAGUGCUGCUGGAGUUCAAGCGACGCGAGGAGCCCAUAUACUCCAAGAACUUGGCGACAAUUGUUUUUACCAUGUAUACAAGCUCCUAUUGUUCGGAAAUAUCGGGCUAUCUUGACUUGGGUAUGAGCUGGACGAAUGCGGCGCGCAAUGCCCACGCACAUACGAACUGGCCGGGCAUAUUCCAGGGAACCGCCUAUCUGCGACCGAUGCCGCAUCAUCUGAGCUACAGUAAUCCACGCUAUAAUAUGCUCAACUAUUCGGAUAGCGAUAAUUUUCGGGUCUUGCACGACCAUCGCUAUGGAAUGUUGUUUAUGCAUAAGGGUGAUCAGAAGGUUUUACCAGUCGGUGGUCAACCCAAUCCGUUUGCCAAAAACAUACGCCGAUCGACGGCCAUCUCACCCAAGUACGGCACAAUGAUAUUCUACGAUCAUAUUGUGCGCAAGAAGGUAUAGAAUUAUUUCUAUAUAUGUAUAUAUAUUCUCAGCUAUAAAUUCAAUUGUACAUCAAAUCCUAUGAUAUUAGUAAAAGGUACUCUAAG